Molecule: messenger RNA, 1041 nt
Organism: Penicillium angulare
Lineage: Eukaryota; Fungi; Ascomycota; Eurotiomycetes; Eurotiales; Aspergillaceae
Exons: 4
Coding region: 1-1041 (346 amino acids)
Source: RefSeq, a predicted model, not a curated record
AUGUCUCUCCGGGACGAGAUGACUUGCUCUGGGGAGGAAAUGCCAGCAUUCUACGAAACCAUAGGUCCCGACUGGAGCGAAGUUGAAACGCCAGCGUUUCAUGCAGCUCUCAUGAGAAUGAACGGCUCCUUCUGCACGGAACCGCUAGUUCCACCUGCCAUUCAUACUCCAACAAGCCUUCCCGAUAGCUCAUUCCGACCAAGUCCAGCCCUCAGUCACCGUUCCCAAGACUACAACCCCCAAGAGUACCAAUAUAGCAUUGGGCACUCUUUACCACCACAGGGCCUGGGUAUCAGUGCUCCAUUCCCAAACGAUUUCCCUCGAACAUCAGCUCCAUUAUCCAAUAGCUACAAUGUCUAUGCCCCGGAUGAUCUGUAUUUUCCCCUGGGCACAACGCCUAGCAUGUCGCCACAGGGCCCACCUCCCAAACGGAUGAAACGCACAUCAUCCCAGUCUCAAACCCCAGCUCGGGACCCUAUCCACAUUCUUCCCCACCCAGAUGGUCUGGAGCAGAUAGAGCGUGAGCGCCAGAGCCAGCGGCCCCCUAUUAUUCUCCAUCCCCGGCCCCGGGCACCCGGCAGGGGCCGUCGGGACCCACAAGCUGAAGAAGAAGAUGCAUUCGUAGAGGAAUUGCGUAAACAGAACACAAGCUGGAAAGUUAUUCGCGUCCAGUUUCGUGAGAAAUACAACAAAGAUGCUACCGAGGCACGCCUACAAAUGCGCCUGAAACGUCGACGCGGAAAGCCGAUGACCAAUUGGGAAGAGAAUGAUAUACAACAUCUCAUCACCGCGUAUGAUCAGUGGGAAGAGGAAAAGUACCGCUUUAUUGCAGAUAAGAUCAAAGAGCUUGGCGGUUCAAAAGAAUACACCCCUGAUCAAUGCAAGACUCAACUACGGCUCAUAGAUCUUAAACAGCGCCAUCAAUAUAGGGGUGGUGCAUCGCCUUCAGCUAUGUCUGAUCCUCCUCCUUCGCCUACAAUAUUGAAACCGACAUCGAUGUCUCGAAAGCGAGCACGAUCAAUGUCAUUGGAGUCAGAGUAA